GACCGCCUGACCGGUUACAUAAAGGCAAUCAAGCAGCUAGAGAUCGACGAAACUCAUGUCACAACAGACGCCUCAGGCAGAUGGCGCAUUCAGGCCGAAGAUUUCAUCAGACAGUUCCCUCAUCUGAACUUUAUUCGACUUCACUGUCUAGACACAGACGAUCGGGAUUGUGCGUGGCUCUACAACCGAAUGGAAGUGGAGGAAGUCCACCACAUGGAGGACAGAUCCUUGACGAUCUCAUUCGCACCCAGUAGGGACCAUUCAUCGGACUGGGAGGUCCCCAUGAUCACUGUUGAUGGAUCCAAAUCAUUUGGCCCGAGAGCUUGGGAUUUCGAAAAUUUCUUCGAGGUGGAAGAGUCGAUCAUUCUUUCUUCGGAUAUGAUUGAAGCUUUCGUCGAAGCGAGGGCCCUACCCGUUGGGCAGAGCGCGUGUUUCGAAAGGCUAGAACAGCUGGACCUAGGUCUGCGGUCCUGCUCGUACAGGGAGCUUUUAACCAUAUUGAAUGUGGCCAAGAACCUUCGGUCGAUUGGCAUCGUUAUGCGCGCAAGCUCUGAUACGAGCAAAAACAGCCAUUUACAAAGACUCGAGAAAUUGCUGGCGGAAGGGAAGAUGAAGCUGGACAACGUCUUGAUCGGGGGGUGUAAACUCAGAUGGAUACCAUACUUCCACGACUGUGUCAACCAGAGAUUGUACGAUAUCUCCGACUUCGCGACACACGGGGAAAAACGCCGAUGCCGCCUUGCGGCUAGCGAUACCGCGAAUGCGAAGACCAUUCGAACACAGUGCUUGGCGUUAGGCCUCAAUCAGGACAUUAUGAGCGAAGAGAUGAAGAAGAUAGCCCAGUUCAUCGUCGAAAAUACUGCAAGGUGGACUCGAGUUGAAAUUACGCCGUAUCACCAUGAAUACAAGCUCAGUCGUCAUACCAUUUGGCUCGACGAACUGAGGAGCGAAGUUGCUGCAACGAGAUCUGUCGUCCCCAGCCGAUCCGUGUUAUUGAAGCCGGACUCCAUAUCCUGCGACCAUGAUGCCGAUACCGAAGAGGAGGACGAGACGUGA
Molecule: messenger RNA, 1056 nt
Organism: Filobasidium floriforme
Lineage: Eukaryota; Fungi; Basidiomycota; Tremellomycetes; Filobasidiales; Filobasidiaceae
Exons: 2
Source: RefSeq, a predicted model, not a curated record